Molecule: messenger RNA, 859 nt
Organism: Prorocentrum cordatum
Lineage: Eukaryota; Dinophyceae; Prorocentrales; Prorocentraceae
Source: the annotation of a GenBank genome assembly
GCGCCUGGCCGCGCCGCGCCGCCGUGGCGCGCCGCGCCGCGCGGCCCGCCGGCGUUCUUGCCGAGGGCCCGCCGGCGAGGCCCGCCGGCGCUGCGGUGGAUCCCAGAGGAUCCUGCGCCGCCGGCAGCGGCGGUGCCUAUCUGCCAUGGUGGCGCAGUGCGACCCAUCCGUCGGCAGCGAGGCGGACACGGCGCCCCCUGGCGCCCUCAUGGUCGGCAGCCCCGUGCUGCUGAAGGGUCUUGUCGCGAAGCCCGAGUGGAACGGCAGAAAAGCCAAGAUCGUGAGCUUCUUGCACGAUGCUGGCAAGUACGAGAUCAAGCUGGACGACGUGGACGUGGUGGUGAAGGUGAAGCCAGAGAACGUGGAGCUGGCCCUGAAGCAGCUCAAGAAGAAGAUCAAGCGCAGGGGCAGCGACGUGGACAGCCCCUGGGGCGAGCGCCGACAGCUGGUCCUGGAGGCCGUGCGGCGCUACAUCGCGGCGAACGAGAGCAGCUGGACCAAGAGCCUGAUGAAGGAGGAGCUGGCCGAGGAGCUCGGCCUGCCCAACGACCAGCAGAUGGCCGCCUUCGUCACGAUGGCGCUCAAGGAGCUCGACGUCCGCGCGUCCAGAGGCCUCAACCUCAGCUCGCCCACGCUGACCCCCGACAGGAAGCGGGCCCGCGCUACGCCGCCGAGCUGGAUGGCGUCUUCACCGGCCUCGCCGGACGUCCACCUUGUGCUGCCGGCGUCGACCGCGAUGAAGUCGCCAGAGCCGGCGGCGGAGGUCGUGGCCUCGAAACCCCUCAAGGCAAUUUAAUACAGUGGAAUCACCCAGUGCGCCUUUGCCUAGGCCCUAGCGCAUGCCCUCCCCCCCGUCGCC